AUGGAAUCUUCUAACGCUAAUACUUCUGGUUUAAAAUACCCUGAAUACUGGAAUCGCCCAUAUUCAGCUUGGGGGACUCUUACCGCAUGGGAUAAGUUUUUUAAAGAGAAAACUCGCAAUUUAAGUUUGCAGGAUUCGCGCCUCUGUUUAACUAAUGAACUCGAAAUAUUAGAAGGGAAGUUUGGACCUUGUACAAAUCAAAGAAAAAAAGUUGUUGCUCUUCUCAGAGCUCUCAAGAAAGGAUCAGUAAGUCUUGGAAAAAGAAAAGUAGAUCACGAAAAUGAUGAUGGCAAUGUAUGUGAAGUAGAGGAACUCUACGUCGAUGUUAAUGAAUUUCCUGAGUUACUUAAGUACUGUCAAAGUAUCAAAGAAAUGCAAGAAAAUCAUAUUGAUGAGAUUUCUCAGUCGGGAAGACACCUUUCUAUACUUUUAAAGUGGUCGGUUGUAGAUAGCAAGCUUUUCAAGAUACCUGUAACUCCACCGACUAUUUCGAGACCUGCUCUUAAUCUUCAUAACCUCAAAGUCAUAUUUAAAGAAUAUCCUGGCCUACAAGCUGAUAACAUUCUGGAUGCAUUGAUUGAAGAUAAAAAAAUCGGAAUAGUCCGAACAAACGGGUGGUUGGAAUGGCUUGGCCUAAAAAAACAAAAUCAUGAUGACUACUUUCAUUCAGUAGAUACUUAUACAGCACUGUCAGCAAUCAUGUCAGUACUCCUUUAUAAUCCUGUUCAAU
This is a messenger RNA of Ambispora gerdemannii, 730 nucleotides long. The record is from the annotation of a GenBank genome assembly. Lineage: Eukaryota; Fungi; Glomeromycota; Glomeromycetes; Archaeosporales; Ambisporaceae.